Messenger RNA from Halichondria panicea, 2177 nucleotides. Its product is annotated as mitochondrial inner membrane protein OXA1L-like. The record is from RefSeq and is a predicted model, not a curated record. Gene Ontology annotation, cellular component: mitochondrial inner membrane. The transcript has 4 exons. Gene Ontology annotation, biological process: protein insertion into mitochondrial inner membrane from matrix. Gene Ontology annotation, molecular function: membrane insertase activity. The coding region runs from base 678 to 2069 and encodes 463 amino acids. Lineage: Eukaryota; Metazoa; Porifera; Demospongiae; Suberitida; Halichondriidae.
ACGCUCAUCAUCGCAUUUUCUGCUAAAAAUUAUUAAAUGCUAUGCUGUUGCACAAGGGGCAACAGGCUUGGAAGCUGUUUCUGAGUCGAUUCUGGCCUCCCUUUCUUGGAGCCAACAUCAGAGUCACCAAACUUACCCCAGACUACCGUGAGAUGGAGACGAGAAUGAAACUAACUCGACUCAAUCGCAACUGGGUGGGAACUCAUUAUGGUGGCAGUAUCUUCUCAAUGACUGACCCUUUCUAUAUGUUCAUGCUCAUAAACCUUCUGGGAAGUGACUACAUGGUGUGGGAUAAGUCUGCGUCCAUUGAGUUCAAGAAACCAGGAAAAACAGAGAUGAUUGCUAACUUUAGUGUUUCCGACGAGAAGCUCGAACAAAUUAUCGAGAACACUAAAGAUGGGAGUCCAUAUUUUACAGAGUUUUGUGUCGAAGUGCUGGACACUGACAAUGAGGUUGUAGCUAGUGUAGACAAAACAAUUUAUGUGAGGAAGAAAAAAGGAAAAUAGAGUGGUUUUUCAUACAGAUCUACUUCAAGCGUAGUCUCGCGAGCAGACGUUGGGGGGGGGAGGGAAAGUUGUGCUCGCGAGAUUACUUCAAGCAUUAGUUUAACACAUUAUUUUAUGGACUAAUCAUUAUUUUCUGAUAAUCACAAUUUUGUUUCCAAAUUAAAGACUUCAAUGAAGAAAUUGAAAUCCAUUUUUCACCCACGUGGUGUUUUUAGGAUCAGAAUGAGUUGUACUACAGUUUUCAGAGGGAGUCUUGCUCAAAGAUGGAUACCCUGUCAGUCACAUAAGUACUUGUUGUCACAAGCUGGAACUACCAGAGUGGAUCUGAGAUGUAAUCACAGCAAAACUCAAUCUAGAACCUUGGGGACAUUUGGUAGAAGAACGAUCUACAAAUCACAGCACCAGGGGACAACCUCCAUCUCUGCCAUUUCUGGCUACUCUCUGUAUAACGCUUUACCCCAUUAUCAACAGUUCAGCUCAUCAUCUGUGACACUCAACAAAGCAGCAACGAAUGAGUUGGUCACCACAGUAAUAACCACCCCCACUGUCCCCCUUGCAGUUGACCCAGCCUCUGUCAACACCUCAGACGUUCUCGAGACCUCUGCACAUGGUCAGUGGGCCAGCGAUGCUGCUCUAGUCUCUACAGGGGAUGAUCUGUCCAGUCUUGGCCUGGGAGGUUACUCUCCUAUUGGUCUGAUACAGUUGUCCAUGGAGUGGAUCCACUUACACACAGGCAUGCCAUGGUGGGCCUCGAUUAUUACCUGUACUAUAAUUUUGAGAACAGCACUGUUGCCAAUAGCAAUAAAAAUGCAAGCCAAUACGGCCCGGAUGAACAAUAUCAAACCUGAAACUGAAAAACUGAUGGCUAAGAUAAAACAUCACAAUCGCUUUGGACAACACAAUCUAACGGCCAUUGCAAACAAGAAAUUGCUGGACUUGUAUCGAGAGCACAAAUGUAGUCCACUCAAGUUGGCCCUCACUCCGUUCGUCCAGAUCCCCAUCUUCAUCUCCUUCUUUAUUGCCCUGCGCCGGAUGGCCGCUGCACCUGUAGAGAGCAUGAAGACAGGAGGUACUCUGUGGUUUACUGACCUCACCCAACAUGACCCCUAUUACGUCCUGCCGUUUAUCUCCUGUGGACUACUGUUGGCUACCAUCGAGAUGGGAGGGGAGGCUGGAGUUAGCAACCCUCAAAUGGAGAAGAUGAAGACAUUCUUUAGAGCGUUCACCAUCUUGUUGAUACCCAUCACUGCACAGUUCCCCACGGGUCUGUUCAUGUACUGGCUCCCCUCGUCGAUCUAUUCCAUUGCUCAGAUCCUCCUGCUCAAGUUGCCACCUGUCAAGUCCCGACUGGGCAUACCUGACACCAUCACCACUCCCUCCCACACUAAGACAGCUGCCAGCAGCAAGGGAUUCUUCCAGAUGGUCAAAGACAACUAUCGUUCGGCCAAUGUUGACAACGAAGCUAAGACGAAGAAAGCAUCUGCCAGGAAGCGUUACAACCAACUGCUAAAAGACAAGUCACCCAAACUCUAUGAUAAACCCCCUCACCUCAGGCAGUCAUAACUAUGUGUUUGUACGAAGCUCAUUUUGUGAUUAGCUCAGUCAGUGGAUUAGUGUCAAGUUGCUGUACCUUGUUUGUUCUUGUAAGAAUAAAAAUGUCUAUUUCCUUCA